UCUGUGGUGGCGGCACGGAGGCCGCUGCCCCUGGUUCACCCCGCUGCCAUCGCGGUUAGGCGGGAGGGGUUGUGGGAGAAUGGAACCGACUUUGGAUAAUGAGAAAUUUUACAGACCAUCCUAUAUUGCAAGCAUUGAGCCAUCUCCAAGAGCAGGACCAGUAAGCGUGGAAGAUAUUAAAGCAGAUCUCUCCUCUGAAUUUUCUUUGGUCGAUUCAAGCUCAGACACGAGCCAGAGGAGCAKUUUGGAGUCUAAGGGACACAUACAAGUUUGCCUCCGUAUCAGGCCAUUUACAGCAUUGGAAAGAGAAAAUGGAUCACAGGACUGUGUUUCACUUGAAGACUCAACAAAUAUUGUACUGAAGCCCCCCCAACACUAUUUGAGUCGACUAAGUGAAAAGACUGCGGGACAGAUGUUACAGAAGUUCACUUUUUCUCAAGUGUUUGGACCUGAAACAACCCAAGAAGAAUUCUUUGARGGUACCAUGAAGCAACCAGUGCAAGAUUUCCUAGAUGGAUAUAAUCGUCUUGUUUUUACAUAUGGUGUUACGAAUGCUGGGAAAACGUACACUUUCCAAGGGACAGAAGAUGAUGUUGGUAUUCUGCCAAGGACAAUGGAUAUGUUGUUUAAAAGUAUUCAAGGAAAACUGUACACAGCAAUGGAUCUUAAACCCUAUCGGUGUAGAGAUUAUAUAAAGCUGWCUGAAAACCAAGUGAGAGAAGAAGCUGCUAUUAAAAAUUCACUACUUCGUCUAAUAAAAGAGGUAGACCACCAGAUUAGCAACAAAGCACCUACAGAUUUUAAGGAUUUGGAAGAUAUUUCAGAAGACUCAGAACAAGCUAUCRCAACUGCAAGAAAUUACAUCAAGUUUUCUGUUUGGGUUUCAUUUUUUGAGAUUUAYAAUGAAUGUUUUUAUGAUCUACUGAUUCCUGUGUCAAAUGACAAGAARAGAAAAACACUGCGCCUUGCUCAAGACAUCAAGGGAUGUUCUUUUGUAAAAGAUCUGCAGUGGGUUCAGAUUUCUGACGCUAAAGAAGCUUUUAGACUUCUAAAAGUGGGCUUAAAACACCAGAGUAUUGCAAGCACGAAACUAAAUAAUUGCUCCAGCAGAAGUCACAGCAUAUUCACAGUUAAAGUACUAAAAAUUGAAGAUUCMGGAACACCAAGGGUGACCCGAGUCAAUGAAUUAUCACUGUGUGAUCUUGCUGGUUCUGAAAGAUAUACCAAGACCCGCAAUGAGGGUGAAAGACUGAAAGAGAGUGGAAAUAUAAAUACCUCUCUCCUGACUCUAGGCAAGUGUAUUAAUGCACUCAAGAACUGUCAGCAGUCAAAGCUUCAGCAGCACAUACCCUUUCGGGAAAGUAAGUUAACUCACUUCCUUCAAGGAUUCUUCAGUGGAAAGGGGAAGGUGUACAUGAUAGUAAAYAUAAGCAAAUGUGCUUCAGCAUAUGAGGAAACACUGAAUGUGCUAAAAUUCUCAGCCAUUGCACAAAAAGUUUUUGUUAUGGACACAUCUAUUCUUCCCCAAGAUCAGUCAUUUGGCCAGAAGGUGGCAGGAGAAUCAUCACUCCUUAAUGUCACUAGAAUGCCAAUCCCAAGGAAGCGAACUACUAUCCUAUGGGACAGACCCUUAGAAGAUGUGUUUGAAGAUGAUGAUGAUGAUGAUGAUGCAAUGGAGGAACAGCCCAGCACAUCAAGAGAAGAAACAGUGCGGGAAAGUGAAGGAUAUGAAGUUGUUAUUGCAAAAGAAAAAUACAUGAGGCUGCUAAAUCUCAUAGAAGAGCUGAGGAAUAGACUUGUUACUGAAAAGAAAAACAAGUUACUGCUGGAAAUGAAAAUUCGUGAAGAAGUGAUAGAAGAAUUGGCCCAUUAUUUUGCUGAGCGGGAAACUGAUUUCAAAGAGUGCCUUUCUCACGAACGAGCACAGCAUGAAGAAAAUUCUGAAAAACGCCUGGAAAUCUUCAAGGAACUUGUAAAGAGUUACACUAAAAAUGCAGAUGAAAAAUGUGAUUUACAAGAUCAGCCUCGCAGUGAGCAAGCUGGACUUCUGAAAGAAGAAAACAGCAUAGAUACAGGUGCCUACAUUAAUUUUGAGGGUGUUAUUGAUUCUCUGCAAGAUGAUAUCACUGAUAUCAAAAAUCAGGCRGAAGCAGCACACCAGUACAUUGUUUCCCUGGAGGACCCACAGGAAACUAUAGAUUGUCUUGAAAAACAGCUGGCAAAAGUAACUGCUGAACUAGUUGAGACCAAGGAAGAACUGGAAAAGAAAACCAAAGGAGAUAAGAGAGARAGUUCGGAAAAUUACUCUUUUGAUCCAAAGAGACCUAAGAAUUCUGAGACCUACAUGGAAAUACUAGCACUGAAGGAAAGAACUGAAACCUUGGAAGGUSAAAUAGCUACACUSGAAGAACAAUGCCARAGAGAAAAAAAUGAAAAAGAAGMGUUAAAUCAGCAGAUAGCAAGCUURCAUCUUAAGCUCUCUGCUUCUGAAGAAAAGGCUUCUGGCUUAAGUGGAGAACUUCAGCAAUGUCGAGCUGAAUAUCAGGAGACUCUUUCUGAAUUGGACAAUCAAAAAACUAUAAAUAGGGAACAGGAAGAAAAGAUUUUUGAACUAAAUAACAAAGUAACAGGUGCUAAACACAAUAUAAUUGAUGAAAUGUCACAAAUUAAAACAAUGCAGUCCCAGGUAGAUGAUUUGUAUAAAUGUCACUCAGAAUCUUACACUAUGGAUGUAGAUUUAGUUCAUGUGAAGGAUUCAUUAGGCCCUCAAAAAGAUGAACCAGAGACAGUUGAAAUGAGUCCUCCAUCCACGCAACACCAAACUGYUUCUACAGAAGAUCUGAGACAGGAGAGCUCCUUUCACUGCAGCGUUGAAAACAUUUGGGAAGAAUGUAAAAUUAUGAUUAAGGCUUCUUCACAAAAAAGUUAUCGGAUUCAACAACUACUUCAACAAGUCGAAGACUUAGAGAAGAGACUUCAUGAUAGUGAGAAUUACAAUAAUCAACUAAAAAUAAAAUUAGAUGAGAUUACAAAUCAAGAUCAGCAGUCUGUAAAGGAAAAAGAUCUUAUGAAUCAGUUACAAGAGCAAAUCCAGAAGAAAACCCAGGAUUUUGAAAAACAGGCUGCAGAAGAUCAGAGAGUAAUUGCACAGUUUCAAGACAAAGUUACCAGCUAUGAGGGAAAAAUAAGAGAUCUUGAAUGCCUGUUGGAGGCUUUUAGGACUAAAGAUGACAGCAUGAAAGARUUAGAAAAAGAACUAAAAGAAAAAGAAUCUAUAAUCUUAACUCUAGAAAGUAAUACUGUAGUUCUGCAGGAGAAAUGUACCAGUUUAGACAAAAAACUGAAAGAACUGUAUGAUCAAGAAGCAAAUCUGAAGGCUGAAGUUUUGCARUUGAUGAGCAGUUUGGAGACCACAAAACACAUUCUUCAAGAAAAAGAGAAAAAUGAAUUUGAGCAAAUACAGUCCAUAGAACUGCUACGUAAAGAUCUUUCUGAGAGCUCUGACCUUGUACAAAGUUUGAAAAAAGAUUUGCAGAGGAAAGAGGAAGAAUACACAGAUUUGAAAGAGAAAUUUUCUGAUGCCAAGAAACAAAUUCAACAAGUACAAAAAGAGGUGUGUGCAAUGCAAACUCAGGAGAAAUCCCUGAGGAGACAAGUUGAUGAACUUGAGAAAAUUAAAAAGCAGUUUAGUGAAGAAUUAGAGUUGAAACAGCGCACAAUCCUGGAACUUAAAAAGGAGCAGUUGAAUAAAGAAAAGCUGGACGAAAUCUCCAAACAGUAUGAGAAAGCACAUAAAGAUCUGUGUGAAAAAGAAAAAAUAAUUGAAGAUAUGCGGAUGACAUUAGAAGAACAAGAACAGACUCAGAUUGAACAAGAUCAAGUUCUUGAAGCYAAAUUAGAAGAGACCAACAGAUUAGUUUUGGAACUGGAAGCAUGGAAGCAGAAAUACAGAGAGCUGAAUAACCAGUGCAAUAGUGACUGGCAGCAAAAGAUGAGCAAAAAUGAGGAAUUAAUAAAGCUGCAAAAAGAACUGGAGGAAAAUGAGGCAAAGCAUCAAACUGAUAGAAAAAGGUGGCUUGAGGAAACAACGGGCCUCMUAAAUCAAGUAAAAGAAGCUGAGAAUUGUCGCAACAGGGAAAUGAGGAAGUUUGUGGAGUAUAGAGAACGUCACGUAAAGCAGCAAGCAGAAAUUGAAAGACUUGCUGCACAGCUGGUAGAGAAGGACAACAAUCUUCAAAAGUGGCGUGAAGAAAGGGAUGAACUAGUAGAAGCUUUGGAAUUACAGCUCAAGACUUUGGCUUCUAGUGCCAUACAAAAAGAUAAAGAAAUAGAAGAGCUGAAACARGCUGCACGAACAACUUCAGAAAAGGAUAAGGAAACUGACGUAGAAGAUCUAAGGAAACAGCUGGCAGAGAAAGAUGACUUUAUAAAAGAAAUGAAACAGCAGCUUGAUGAAGAAAAUGUUCAGUCUUUGGMAGAAGAAGACAAGUCUUUACCUGAAGAAGGACAAGAUAAAAUUGAUCAGUCUGUAAUCCAAGAGGACCAUUCUGAAAUUGUCCUUGACUCUACUGAAGUGUCCACAGAGGAUGGAAAAACCAGUCGCUUYCCAAAACCAGAGAUGGAAAUCCAGUUCACACUUCUGCAGCCCAAUAAGGUGGAGGUGAAGCACCAGGGCAGCACCUCACCAGUUACAGUUAAAAUACCCAAGCCAAGAAGGAAAAGGAAGAGUGUAGAGAUGAAUGAGGAUUUUGUGAAAAGUGAGAAGAAGAGAAAUGCAAAACCUGCUAUGACCGAUUCACCUUCUGUAAACAACAAAAAUAUGGUGUCUACUGCACAAUCGCUUAAAAAAGAAUAUCCCUUAAGAAGCCAAGAAUCUACUCUAAGUAAAAAGUCAGCCAAGAGGAAAGAUGGGACUCUACAGAAAAUUGGUGAUUUUUUCCAAACUUCUCCUAGUAUUAUUAGCUCUAAAGCAAAGAAGCUUAUUGAGACAAUAAGCUCUCCCAAGUCUGCAGAACCACAAAAUGUCAAAGAAAAUGAGCUCAAGCCAAAACGAGCUAAGAGAAGGCUCUAUUCAAAUGACAUUUCUUGCCCUCUGGAUACCCCAUGUUCUUCAAUCCUUUUUGAACCAAAAGAGAAGGAAAGUGAUCAUCUGAUCAUCAAGCGACGACUGCGCUCAAGAACAGCAAAAUAACCAUGCAAAAGUGUAUAUAUUUUUUUAGCUAGGACCUAUUCCCAUUGUAUUAUUCCAGYUUGUUGUAUGUAGGAAGCAAUAGAUAUUUAGUCGAGCUAAAGAGUCUGAUUAUAGUUGUAUAGAAUUGUUCUGACUCCAUUAAAAUUGAGAAGUUCRUCAAAGCUUGUGUGUGAAACUUUUUAUUUUGUUUACUUGGAACAGUGUCUUUGGAAGUAUUCAUAACUUACUCAUUGUGCAGUA
Malurus melanocephalus (red-backed fairy wren) is the source of this 5431-nucleotide messenger RNA. RefSeq names its product kinesin family member 20B (gene KIF20B). Gene Ontology annotation, biological process: microtubule-based movement; mitotic spindle assembly. Gene Ontology annotation, cellular component: spindle microtubule; nucleus. The record is from RefSeq and is a predicted model, not a curated record. The transcript has 30 exons. Gene Ontology annotation, molecular function: microtubule binding; plus-end-directed microtubule motor activity; ATP binding. The coding region runs from base 80 to 5191 and encodes 1703 amino acids. Lineage: Eukaryota; Metazoa; Chordata; Aves; Passeriformes; Maluridae.